Molecule: messenger RNA, 807 nt
Organism: Coccomyxa subellipsoidea C-169
Lineage: Eukaryota; Viridiplantae; Chlorophyta; Trebouxiophyceae; Coccomyxaceae
Product: flavo protein WrbA
Exons: 5
Coding region: 172-807 (211 amino acids)
Molecular function (GO): FMN binding; oxidoreductase activity
Source: RefSeq, a predicted model, not a curated record
AUUUUGGGAUCUUGGGCCCAUACGAAAACGUGAGCCGGGCUGGGGUGUCUAGAUUUGCGAGAUUUUGCAGCUACAGGGGUCGCUGUUGCAAAUCUGACCUUUGCAGUGUAUUCAGAUCGGGGCAUGCCUCACGUCUGAUUGGAUGGAGGGCAAUAUCUUACUUGAUGUCUGAUGGUCUUUAAGGUUGCCGUCGUCUUCUACAGCCUCCAUGGGAGACUCGUGACCACUGCCAAUGUCAUUGCUGAAGGUGCUGCAAAGGUCCCUGGAGCAGAGGUGACAGUGUACCGAGUGCGCGACCCUAUAAAGGGUGAUGACCACUCGCUCUUUGAUGAGGGUGUUCUGGAUGCUCCAGUAGCCACAAUUCAGGAUAUUAAGGAGGCAGAUGCGGUCAUCCUUGGAGCGCCAGGAAGGCAGGGUGGCAUGUGUGGCGAAAUGCGCCUCUUCCUUGAUUCCCUUGCGCCCCUGCAAGUGGAGAAGAACCGUAACUCUGCUGGAGCGUUGAAGGGGAAGGUUGGGAGCGCAUUCACUAGCGUGGGCGGUCACAGUCGGGGGUAUGGCGGGCAUGAGGCGAUCCUGCAGAGCUUCCACGCCUUUUUUCUGCAGCACGGAAUGGUAGUGGUUGGCAAUCCACCCACUCACAUAAUGGAAGAUGCAGCCCUGGCAACGCCGUUUGGCGUGGUCAUGGCAGGCAAAGAGACAGCAAGGUUUCCUCCAGCGCUCAAUGAGUACGAGGUCAAGCUGGCAUACAGCAUGGGAGAGUGGACAGCCCAGGUUGCCAAAUUGUUGCACGACUCUGAAGUGUCCUGA